Molecule: messenger RNA, 678 nt
Organism: Scheffersomyces stipitis CBS 6054
Lineage: Eukaryota; Fungi; Ascomycota; Pichiomycetes; Serinales; Debaryomycetaceae
Gene: GIG1
Product: Gig1p
Exons: 2
Coding region: 1-678 (225 amino acids)
Biological process (GO): N-acetylglucosamine metabolic process
Cellular component (GO): cytoplasm
Source: RefSeq, a predicted model, not a curated record
AUGUUUGUUUCUACCAAUUCCUCUUCUACGGCUUCCUAUUUGGCCACACCUCCUGCUACGCCCACGCUAUCUCUCGACGAAUACUACCAGAUCCUCAACAUCCAGGAAGUCAGAUCUGAACUCAUGCCCAACAUGUCCAAAGUCAAGGUAGAUAAGCCAUUCACCUGGAACGAGGUCCAUUUCAUAGUUACCACCAACCAGCUCGAGUUAUUUGCACGUUCGCAGGCUGCCACAGACAGAUACUUGAAGUUCAAGCACGACUUGAAGGAGCUGAAGGUGAAUAUUUUGGACCAUAUUCUCGCCAAUGAAGUGCGGUGGGACGUAGAAGACUUGAGGGAAGAAGGCGCCAUCUUUGCAGACAAAUCCGACCUCAGAAUCAUCCACAACCGUUUCCCUUACUACUUUGAGGACGACGUCAGCCACUUGUGUGUCUGGUCCAAGGUGAGGAUCCCUACCGAUCCCAACAGUGCAGACGGAGACAUCACCACAGAAACAAGAAACAAGAUCAACCAGUACAUCGAAGAAACCUUCAUCCGUCCCUUGGGUCUCACUUGGGAACAGGUUGAAUGGUUCAAGAACUGGACGUCGCUCCAGAGCGUCAAAUCCAUCAGCCACAUCCAUGUGUUGAUCAAGGGAGGCGACAAGAACAAGAUCGAGCAAAUGGUUGAGUCUGUGUAG